Megalopta genalis is the source of this 2663-nucleotide messenger RNA. Its product is annotated as sialin. Gene Ontology annotation, molecular function: transmembrane transporter activity. Gene Ontology annotation, biological process: transmembrane transport; monoatomic anion transport. Gene Ontology annotation, cellular component: membrane. Lineage: Eukaryota; Metazoa; Arthropoda; Insecta; Hymenoptera; Halictidae. The record is from RefSeq and is a predicted model, not a curated record.
AUUAUAUCUUAUAACAAAAGCAGCAAGGAUCAUUGUUGUCAGUGCUUACAAUACUAAAUAAACAUAUUUUACAUAAUAUAAACGUGGAACUCUUAAAAAUAACUGUAUCUUCCGAAUAUUCUUUAGCCGUUGAAUCUUACGGAGAUUCAAAUUGUAUACAUAUAGCUACAUACACACACAACAGGUGAUGAUGGAGGGGGAAAAAAGCGCGAGCUGAAGACGGAAAAAAGUCGGUAGUGUUCAGUGAGUGACUGAAAUUCAGUCAUUUUGUGUGUACCGUGUGUAGGAUUGAUCAUUUUGUGUAUAUCGUUUCCUUGUAUUUUAUGUGUGCAUGCAUCGACGCUAGUGAAAGAAGGUUCACAGUUAUGUUAUCCAGUGUUUCAUCCAACGUAUACACACGUGAGCAGAUUAAAUGAAAGCUGCACAAUUUUCUAUUCCAACGUCGAGGAUCAUUUGUACGACGACUUCUUGUCGAUAUUGAAAGUCGUUUGAAAGAGCGUUCUUGCAACUAUAUAUCAAACUUUACUGGAUUCUGAUGACAGCAGGAGCAUCGUCGACUAGACAGAAAAUGAAAUAAAAUCGCGACGAUUAUUAUCAACCACUGCGAAAGCAUGACGUAAUAAUACAAUCGUCGAUUUGUGCACUGGCUCGAUCGUAUUCCGAACUGCAUCCUCUAGCAACUCCGGAGUGUUUGUAGCUUGUUACGAGUUGUUAACAAGCAUCAGUAGAAUUAAAACGCAGUCCCACGGUCAUAGAAAUUCGUAGCGUGCGAUUCUGCACGUCGCUCUAAAUAAAAUGGCUCUCUUCCGGAAGGUCAAUGAAAAGAUACCGAAAAGAGCGAUUCUAGGAGCAAUGAUGUUCCUAGCAUGUAUGUUCUCGUACAUGAUACGCACAAAUUUAUCAAUAACUAUUGUUGCCAUGGUAAAUACAACCCGAAAGGAUGGAGGAGUUGGUCCAGCCUGUGGCUCUGUCUCGUUAGCUAAUGCUACUCACAAAGCUGCAGAAGUCAAAGAUUAUGGCGAAAGAUUCGAUUGGAACCAACAUGUACAAGGUUUAUUGCUGUCCGGAUAUUUUUAUGGAGUACUUCCAGCGAGUAUUCCUGCUGGCCUUCUAGCUGAGAAAUACGGCGGUUCCAAAGUAGUUGCAUUUGCGACACUAAUACCUGCCGCAUUAAACCUAUUGAUGCCUUGGGCUUCUGGUCUUCAUUAUGGUUUUGUGUUUGUACUCCGUUUUAUGAUGGGCUUCUUUGGAGGAGCCGUUUAUCCUGCCCUUCAUGCGAUGAUCGCAAGAUGGGUUCCUCCAAGUGAAAAGGGCAUGUUUGUGUGGACAAUGCAAGGUGGUCCAUUCGGAACUGUAGUUACGUUUGCUAUAUGCGGACAAAUAAUCAGUGCUUUUGGUUGGAAAGCAGCUUACUACUCCACAAGCAUUCUUAUACUUAUUUUCUAUGCUUUAUGGACUUUCCUAAUUUACGACACACCGGAUAUGCACCCAGGGAUCACAGAGAAGGAGAGAUGUUAUAUUAAAGAGCAAAUAGGGACAUCUGUCUCUAAACAAAAAUUACAAUUGCCAAUGAAAUCAGCUCUAACUUCCGUACCUUUCUUGGUCCUAUUGUGGGCCCACUUUGCUAACAUGUGGGGAAUCUACUUCAUAGCCACUAAUGGGCCUAAAUACACGUUAGAAGUCCUCGGAUUUGACAUGAAAUCGGGAGGAACACUUACAGGAUUACCAUACAUAGCUAGACUCGGUGCUGGAGUAUUGUUUGCUGCAGCCGGAGAUUACGUACGAAGGAAGAAGGUUUUAUCUUUAGGAUGGAUUCGAAAAAUAUUUAUGAUUUUCUCGCAUAUGGGCCCAGCGAUUGCUUUAAUUAUAAUGACAUAUGCUGGUUGCGACGCAAUAACCGCAAUUGUCAUGCUGAACGUGGCAUUAUCGUUCAAUGGGGCUGCGUGUCAGACUAAUUUGCAGAAUCAUCAAGAUUUGGCUCCGAACUUUGCUGGUUCCUUGUACGGAAUUAUGAACACGUUUGGCAGCUUCCCUGGAUUUAUUAUUCCACCAAUUAUUGGAGCGCUGACAAACGAAAGGAACGGAGUAGAAGAAUGGCGCGUGAUGUUCUGGAUCUCGGCUGGAGUAUUUACAUCUGCGACGAUAUUGUUCUGGAUAUUUGGUUCAGCUGAGAUACAACCAUGGAAUGAUGUGAAAGAGCAUGAAGUGGUCUCACCCUCCGAUGAGGAGAAACAGAUGACUGAGAUACCUAUAAAGGAGGUAGCAACAGAAGACGAAAGCGAAAACGAACGGCUGUAACUUUAACAAUUAUUUAAGAAUCGGAAAAACGUAAUAGGCGUUGGAUAGGAAUUAAAAAUCUAUUACUUAAACGCAGCAGCAUUUUUUGAGGAUCGUCGACAAAUGUUUUCUACUUUGCCACUACAUACAAAACAAACGAGAAUCAGUUUUAUAAAUCGCACAUAUAACUGGUAAGCUAUUUUUGAGUCAAUUAUAUGAUAUUCAUUUUUAUACAUUCGUUAAUCUUGGGGAUUAAUCUCGUACAUUCGUUAAUCCUGAAGAUAGUUUGGGACACGUACAAAAAUCAGUCUUUUAUAGGGUAGAUCCUACAAACGUUAAACAAGUGAAUAGAAAAUGUAAAAAUACUAUAUAAAAUCUAACUAGGA